ACAAUGACGUCCUCUCUUGGUGACGUGUCAGAUUGUUUACAGAGAGCUGCAGCUGCACGGACAUGGCUGUGGAUAUUACUUUACUCUUCAAAGCCAGUGUCAAGACAGUAAAAACCAGAAACAAGGCGAUAGGAAUAGGCUUUGACUCAACCAAAGAUGAAAUUUUCAAGCGGAGCAGACCGAAGAGCGGCUUCUCUCCGAAGGCGAAGGAAGUGAUCACGAACAUCACCAAGCUCAAAGACUUUCUGCUACAACACAGGAAAGAUUAUGUGAGCGCCGGAAGUCUCAUCUCGUCAGAUCUCACCCGUAUGACUGACAGUGAACGUGAUCAGAUCGACCAGGAUGCUCAGAUCUUCAUGAGGACGUGCUCCGAAGCCAUCAAGCAGCUACGCAAUGAAGCAGAGAAGAAGGUGACAUCAGCCCAGAUAAAGGAACACAGAGGGGCAGUGCUGGACCUCAUUGAAAUGUAUCUGAAAGGAGUGUGUAAGCUGUAUUCUGAGCAGAGAGCAAUCAGAGUCAAGAGAAUGGUGGACAAGAAGAGACUGUCCAGACUGGCACCAGAACAAGAAUACUUCACUCGGGUGGAGAAAACGCAAGAGGUGGAGCCCACGGAGGAGAAAGCUGUCAAAGAAGAAAGUUCUGAGAAGAAUGUGUCAGAGGUCCUGGACAACACCGUGGAACACCUGUGGGAGGAGGGCCGAAUGGAGGACGAGCUCUCUCCUGAGGAGAUCCAGAUGUUUGAGCAGGAAAACCAGCGGCUGGUGAGUGAGAUGAACAGCCUGGUGGAUGAAGUGAGGCAAAUCGAAGGGAAGGUGGUGGAGAUCUCUCGACUUCAGGAGAUCUUUGCUGAGAAAGUCCUGCAACAAGAAACGGAGAUAGACAGUAUUCAUCAGCUGGUUGUGGGUGCUACAGAGAACGUGAAAGAGGGCAAUGAGGACAUACGUGAGGCAAUCAAAAACAACGCUGGCUUCCGGGUAUGGAUCCUCUUCUUCCUCGUCAUGUGCUCCUUCUCUCUCCUCUUCCUGGACUGGUAUGACAGCUAACACAGCUGCCAGCAUGGACUCUAUACAACAGGAAACUGCCUGGCACUGGCACAUUAAUAAGUGACGACAGCACUGAGACUGAAUGUACAUUUUCCCAUGCUGGACCCAGUGGACAAGUUGUUCUUCAUGAAGAUUCUGGAUUCAAGUGGAGAUGGAAGUUUGUUCCUCCCUGAUAUUAACAAUCUGUCAAUCUUUGUUCGGUGCUUUUAGGGCAGCUUCGGUGUUUAAAAGCACUUCUGUGGAGGCGAGCUUUGUAGGGAGCACUGUAUCCACUUUAAGUGUGUGUAUGCUUGGACAGUCUGUCUUUCUCUACCACUAAAAGGAGUGAUAAUUGUUUGAUUGGCUGCAACUAUUCAUGUCUAACUGACUGAAAAAACUGUUUUUGGUUUCUGCUGAUCUCAUUUGGAACCAACUUUAAUGCACCAGAGGGUACUGUGUAGAUUUACAUCUUGUCCUUUCAGUCUCAUGUAUUUAAACAAAUUACAAACUCAUGUCCCUAAAUGACAUAUAAGUUAUAAUUCACUGUCAUUGCUCUCCAGACAUUUAUUUGACAUCUAUCACAGCACUGUACUGACACACCACUCACAUUCUAGUAAAACUAAGCAAUAUUCUUAAUUAAA
Molecule: messenger RNA, 1663 nt
Organism: Lates calcarifer (barramundi perch)
Lineage: Eukaryota; Metazoa; Chordata; Actinopteri; Centropomidae
Gene: stx18
Product: syntaxin 18
Exons: 11
Coding region: 63-1043 (326 amino acids)
Biological process (GO): intracellular protein transport; retrograde vesicle-mediated transport, Golgi to endoplasmic reticulum
Cellular component (GO): SNARE complex; membrane; endoplasmic reticulum
Molecular function (GO): SNAP receptor activity
Source: RefSeq, a predicted model, not a curated record